Messenger RNA from Miscanthus lutarioriparius, 474 nucleotides. The record is from the annotation of a GenBank genome assembly. Lineage: Eukaryota; Viridiplantae; Streptophyta; Magnoliopsida; Poales; Poaceae.
AUGGCGCCAGGGGCGGAGCCCGUGCUCCAAUGGUCGCUCGCCGGGGCCAGGCACGACGGCGCCAGGGGCGGAGCUCGUGCCCCCAUGGCCGCGCACCGCUUCUUCCUCGAUUCCAGCAACGCCGCUCCAAAGCGUGUCUUUCCGGCGAAGGGUUUUCUCGAAGCGCGGACAGAGAUGGCGGCGGCGACGGCAGGGUCGGCACCGGCGAAGGAGGUGGUGGAGAAGAAGGUGGAGUUCAUGAAGGAGAUACGGGCGCACGAGGUGGCGAUCGCGGAGCUAGGCAACCUGAAUCCCUCCCGGUUCACUUGCUUUUGUGUAUUGUGUGUGAGGCAUUACAAGUUUGUUGGUCCUGAAACAGUGACAGGAACCAAAUUCUGUGAUCAAUGUAAAGGUCUUGACCUGUACAUGACAGUUUGUUCGCAGGGUUUUAGCCCGCCUGGAUACGAUGCUUUCUUCGUGUCUAGGGUCUACUAA